ACAGUAAGUCAUAUUUCCUGGUGAAAUAUUCUACCGACUUUGUGUCGAGUUGUCCCUGAUGACCUUUUAAUUCGACUAGAACGAUCUACUCUGCGAUUCUCACCCUCCAACUGUUUUUAAUGGCCGCUUGGAACUAAUUUAGAUUUCUCUUGCUGUUGGAAAUUUUUUAAAUUUCCGUGUGUUAGUAGGAGUGCGACUCGUGAAGUUUGUCGUUUGAUCGAAGCAAGCUGUUUUAAAGUUGGGUUUGAGGUUAGUGACUUUCAGUCAGAAUGAGUGACAAAGUAGCUUCUGAAAAGCUUGAGGCCGAUGAACAAAACCCAGUCGAUAACGUUACAGGGGAAGAGUCCGCUAUUCGCCCAGCAAAGAAAGCAAAGAAGAAAGGUAAAGGAAAGAAACGUAGAGAAUCAGUCGAGUCCAGAGGCGAAGACGACGAAGGAGAAAUUUCACUUAAAAGGAAAGGAAGGAAAAAAGUACUUUCUAAAGAGAAUGUAUCGUCUGAUGUGCAACAAAAAGUCGAAGCUGAAGGCGACGAUAAAAAGUUGGAAGCUUCGGUCACCGUAGAUGAAGGACUGAAGGAAACAGUGAUCGAGAUACAAGCAGGCGAGAAUCAGCCGGAUGAACUUGAAGAAGUCGUAGUCAAGAAGGAAUCGGCUUUUAUCGAAGGAGAUAACAAAGCUCAAGAAGCUGGGGAUUCAGCUGAGGCCAGCGGGGAAGAAAAGAACGAUGAAAAGAAAGACAGCGAAGAAGAGUCGAAAGAUGUCGAGAGCCCGACUGUACGUAGGAGAGCGACGUUGUCUGAUUUACGAAGUGAAAGCAUUGACAAACAGGACGGAGAGAAAGCUGGAACUACAGAAGCGGCUUCUGAGGAUCUCAAACCUGUCAAAGAAGAGGAGAGCAUAGAAGUGAAGAUAGAAGUGGAACCUGAUGACAAGCAGAACAAUAAAGAUGAAAAAGGAAAAGAAACAGAGGAAGAUCCAAAUACAGUGAAAAAAUUGGAGGAAAAACCAGUAGAGGCUUCUGCAGAGAGGGCUGAUAGUGUAGAGCAUUUUGCUGUGCCUAUUGAGGGAAAUACUGAGGAAGAAAAGAAGGAGGUAAAAUUUGAGAAUGUAGAGGGUGGGGAUGGUGAGGUCAGAACAGACCGUGCUAAGGAAGAGGAAGCAGAACCAAGACAAGAUCAGACUAUGCCACUGAUCAGUGAGACUGUGGUCACCAAUGAAACAGAGACAAGUGAAGAUUACUCAAAGUAUCAGCUUGAUGAUGAGUUGCCUUGGGCCAUUUAUCGUUCAAUGGAUACUCCUCCACAGAAAAACCCCAUAGAGGAAGAUGAUGAUUGGCCAGUGUCUGAGGAUGAUGAAGAUUAUGCACCACCCAAGAAUGAGGAUCUCCCUGACCUAGACAUGUUGAUGGGAACAUUAGAUGGAGGAGAAUCUGAACUGGAGACAACCGCAUCACCCCCACCACUCAUACUUCCUGAGGAGAAGCAUGCCAAGCAGCGACGCAUUGAUGAGCUCAAGCAAGGGCUUGCUAAUGAGCCAAUUGAACUUUAUGAUGAAGAGUUUGAGAAGAGAAUGGAAGAUGAAGUACUAAUGAUUGGAAACAUUUCACUAGAGAUGGUUCAGGAAGAGGAGCGUCGACUUAGAGAUGAGCACAUUGCUUAUCAACAACAGCAAGCCAAGACACAGCGUGAGAGACAGGAGGAUAUACUGGAAAGAGAAGCUAAAGCCAGGAAGGAAGUCAUGAGGGUUGUUAGAGAGAAACGCAAGCGGCUGCAACAGAGAGAGGAUCUUUUGAUGCAGCAAGAUCGACUGAUACAGAACAGGAUACACAGGGCAUUCCGCCGAGCUGAGGAACAAUUACUUAAGGCCCUGACAGCAAGGAAAGGAGAAGUUAAGGCCAUGUAUGGAGAUUUGAUGUUAGCUGAUGGCCAGUAUGGAGGCAGCAAAGGCAGGCGCUGGAAAGUUGAUUGGAACAGAACCCCACAGCCAAUACAGAUUAAACUGAAGUGUUUACGAGGAGUCAAAGACAAGUUACCAGCUGGUCGCUAUGUCCUCAUGGUGUCUCUAUAUGAUCGCCUGGGGGGCCAUGUACUUAAGUGGUCAAAUCUGAAAGGUCAGCAGUGGGGAGGGGCAACAUUACCUCUGCAGCAUGAUGGAGAAUUCUUUAACAUUGAAAUUAAGAUUGAUCAGAGUGUGUUCACUGUGUGUCCCUCCAGACCUGAUGUGCGUCCAGGCAUGAUUCUGGUGUUUGAGCUUUUUAUUCUUAGGGGAAGUGUCACAGCCACAGAUAGGGUGGUAGGAUGGGGAUGUUUCCCCAUUUCUGAUGGAGAGUUUAACAUCAUUGAUGGAAAGUACAAGGCUCCAUUUCUUCGUGGUGACAUGGAUCCCACAAUUGAUAAACAUGAGACGAUUGAAGAGUUGAUGGCUGAUGAUCUUGAAAACUGGCUGUGUAACCUGUAUUUUGAAAUUGUCAAGCUACCUCGAUAUAUGGCUGGACAGAAGGAAUAUGAAGUUGAACUACAAUUUACAUCAGGAAUUUUAAGCUAUCCAUCACGCACGAAUAUUGAUGAAGAGAACAUUGAUGGAGAAGAGCCCAUUUACGGUUCUCGAAUGGAUCUCAAGUCAUCGCCAUCCAGCACUCGACGUGGCAGCAGAAUCAGCAUGAUGGGGUCAAGUUUUUUUGGGAGCACUGUAGCUAUUGAUGCAGCUGUGGAGGAAAAAGAAGGCCUGGGUUCUACCCAGAAAUUGCAGGUGGAAGUCCCGGAUGUUAGAAGAACUUCUCUCGCAGUGCCCGAACCGAUAUUACGUCAGCGCCGUAGUUCAGCCGUGUCACAGAGACGGACGUCUCGUCCCGUAACCAUGCAUAUGUCGCGCAAAGCGGUGGAGAUCGACGCCUCAAGCGACGGCAGUGGGACGGACUAUUCUGAUGAUGAAGUUCUUAUGCUGAAAAAAGAUGAUGGAUUUAGACCGGUGAAGGGCCAACCAGGCAUGUAUUACAAGAAACAUUUGAACAAUCCAGUCGACGUCCACGCCAAAAAGAUGUUUACUAUGCUUCCAAAGACGCCUCUGAUGACACGAAAGAAAAAGAAGAAAAAGCUGACUCAUUUAGAAGAACUCGAAGAACACACAUUCACUGUACAGCCACCUUGGUCCAAUAAAGGGCGCAUUCCCCACUACGGUCGAGAAAAGAUGCAAUAUGUGGGCCGUCAAUUGAUGGCUGAGCUGGGCCUCUCUCAAUGGCGUUCCCGUGAGUUUUGGGCCAUGUUACUCCUCAUUGCCUUCACCUGGUGGGUUCGUUUGUACGCUCAUUAUGGCGCCCAGUGGGUUUUCCUUCAAGCGUUAUUUGUUCCAGUUAACAAGUACGAAUUUCUCGCCUACACAGUGAACCUGAACUAUCAAAACACACUGCUGAACACAGUGGAAGAGAUCAGUAUAGUGGUGAUUGGACCGUUCUUCAACAUUAUAUUGUUCUGUUUAUUAAUCCUCUUCUGCUGGGGAAUGCAGAGACUGUUUGGAACUUUUCCUAACAUCUUCUCACGGUUUAUCAUGGCAUUUGGAAUUAAUGCACUGCUUGAUCCCAUCUGGAUUCUGAUCGUGGAUUCUGCGCUCAUGAGAUUUUUAAACGUGGGAGGUGAUGUUCCAAUAGGAGACGCGUUCAAACUCUACUGGCAUUUCUUCCGCUUUGACGGCAAUGGCACCGUAGGUAUCGUUCUGACAAUAUUCCUGUACGUUGUUACGCUGUUCACUGCUUCUUGUGUAGUGUAUAUGUACUUCUUGAGGCUUCACAACAAUGGCCGCCUCAUGGAUGUCUAUCACCGUCUUCACGCGCGUGAAGACGAGUUCUUUAUUCCUUACGACCUGGAAAUCUCUAAUGUGGAGUUGAACUAUGUCUGCAAGAAGUCAGAACAAUGGCGAGGAGAAGAAGGAGAAAGGAGAAAAACCGCUGUUUAUGAUUAUAUCUGGGAAGAAGAGAAGAUUGAUGAGUCGGAUAUGGGGGCCUCGGACAAAAAAAAGACUGGGCAUCGUGAAAUCACAUCUCACGUGUCUAUCCACACCAUACACUUGGAUGGGUUACGAGAGUUAUACAGACACUUCCUAAGGCUGCCUGAUGGAGCUAUUGUAGAGGUGUUUGGCGAAAUGGGCGUGGUCGGUAUGGACGAGAGCAUAAAACAGGCACUUAUUAAAGGCACUACUUACCAGUCUAUGGACAAUGCAAGGGCAUCACGGGCCAGUUUAAGAGCGAGGUCCCGGGCCGGCUCGGUAAUUAGUGAGUCAUCUUUUCGGAGACCUUCGGUGAUGUUAGAAGUUCCUAAAACUGCACGUUCUCCGUCUCCUGUGUAGACCUGGAGGAGAAAGGAAUGCGUUGUAUUAUACUUUCACUUCGGGCAAUUAAUGAGUGGACUAAGACUCAGUAAUGUACACUGAAAUAUCACGAACCACUUUGCUGUGAAUAUAAACAGUGUAUUAGCAUGCCCUUAUCACACAAGCGCACAAGGCAACAUGUCAUAGAAAAAGCAAAACACAGAACCCCUGGGAUACCAUCUAAUUUGUAAUUUCUUUUGCUGAUUUAUAAUUAUUUACAUAUGUAAAAGGUGAGAUGUCAUAGUUUCAUAGAGGGGACUCGGCGGGUAGUUCACUUUUUCACUUUUUUUAAGCAGGAGUUAAAUAGUCGUGUAGAUAGUAACAAACAUUUAAGUACCGUGUUCAUGUCUGAGUAAUUAUCUCAUCUCUCGUCUCCUUUUUAUGCAUUUUAAAGUGUCACAGUCGGAAGGAAAGACGUAUAUCAGACACUCAACUUUGCGUGAACUGUCUGUGCGCUUGUUGACUCAGAUUUUGCCGUUAGGUUGAGGUAUUAAGAGGUCUCAGGUUAAUUUAUCCAUUGAUAUCAGCACAUAAUUAGGUUUGCAUCUGAAUGAAAGCUGGAAUUUUGACCUCUGGAAUUCCAGCCUCUGAACCACUUUCGGUUAAUGACCAUGAAAGUUGCGAUCUCAAGUUGCGACUGUGUGCUUGACAGUUUCAAGAAUACUCGGCCGCUUGAAAUAACAUUACUUCCCAUGUUUUUUGCCAACGAACCAACGAAACGCUGUAUAAACCAAAUUCGCUUGCCAAAAACCAUAAUUUCCAUUUUGUUGCCUUUGCCGGCAGAUGAUUUCCCUGCUUCGAAAUACGACUACUGCUACUGUGAUUCGUUUCUAAAAGAUGAAAAUGCGGUUUUAAUCGAUUUUAUUUCAUGUUUAGUGCGUCAACAACUUUUAUUCUUAGUCACUUCGGGCCAGGAUUUUAGCUGUGGCCAUGUCAGAAAAAAAAACUGUGGCUAUUUCCUAACCUUGCUGGUCAAGUCUCCGUUGUAAAUAAUUUUUCCCUGCUAUUUAACUUUAUCUACUGUUGCUUGGUCUAUUUAUUUUAAAAUGUCUGGGUUUUUAGGUUACUUGUUGAAAUUUACCACGAGUUUAGGUAAAGUUAAAAAACCGCAAAAUAGGAAAGUGGAAAUCCAUAUUAGCAAAAAAUAUGUUUAAUAUAUUUUUAUUUGAUCAGUUUCAUUGUAGAUUUGUAAUAAAUAUUGAAAACAAA
Pocillopora damicornis (cauliflower coral) is the source of this 5567-nucleotide messenger RNA. RefSeq lists its product as uncharacterized. Lineage: Eukaryota; Metazoa; Cnidaria; Anthozoa; Scleractinia; Pocilloporidae. The record is from RefSeq and is a predicted model, not a curated record.